Anguilla rostrata (American eel) is the source of this 2184-nucleotide messenger RNA. It is a transcript of the gene psmd8, whose product is annotated as proteasome 26S subunit, non-ATPase 8. Gene Ontology annotation, biological process: proteasome-mediated ubiquitin-dependent protein catabolic process. Lineage: Eukaryota; Metazoa; Chordata; Actinopteri; Anguilliformes; Anguillidae. The record is from RefSeq and is a predicted model, not a curated record. The transcript has 7 exons. The coding region runs from base 91 to 897 and encodes 268 amino acids. Gene Ontology annotation, cellular component: cytosol; proteasome regulatory particle, lid subcomplex; nucleus.
CAGCAGUUUACCUUAGCAACCAACAUUUUUUACGCCAGUGACGUUUCCCGUAUAUUGGCUGACCGGUGUCGUACAAUUUGCAGAAUCAUUAUGGCGUCUAUGGUGAGAGACACUGCGGGACUGUAUGAGGACUUGAAAACUGAAUGGGAUGAGAAAAAUCCGAAUUUGAACAAAUGUGGCGACAUUUUGAAUGAACUGAAGAUCUCUCUGCUGGAAUUAAAUUUUUUGCCAAUUUCGGGGACCAAGCUUACCAAACAGCAACUCAUAUUAGCACGUGAUGUUCUGGAGAUUGGCGCACUAUGGGGUAUCCUGAAGAAAGACAUCCCUUCCUUUGAGAGAUACAUGGCUCAACUGAAAUGCUAUUACUUUGACUACAAGGACGAACUGCCAGAGUCGGGCUCCAUGCACCAGCUGCUGGGCCUGAACCUGCUCUUCCUGCUCUCCCAAAACCGCGUGUCCGAGUUCCACACGGAGCUGGAGAGGCUGAGCGCCCGGGACAUCCAGAGCAACGUCUUCAUCCGGCACCCCGUGUCCCUGGAGCAGUACCUGAUGGAAGGCAGCUACAAUAAGGUGUUCCUGGCCAAGGGAAACAUCCCCGCGGAGAGCUACACCUUCUUCAUAGACAUUCUGCUGGACACCAUCCGGGAUGAGAUCGCGGGCUGCAUAGAGGAGGCCUACGAGCAGAUCCAGUUCAGCGAAGCCAUGCGCGUCCUCUUCUUCUCCUCCUCCAAGAGGAUGACCGACUACGCCAAGAAGAGGGGCUGGUCUCAGAGCGCUGAUGGCUGCUACUCCUUCAGCUCUCAGCAGCAGCAGCGCACAGACGACCUCUGCAUCCCCUCCAGCCAGCUGGCCCAGCAGGUCAUCGAGUACGCCCGGCAGCUGGAGAUGAUCGUGUAGCAGGGUGUGUGAUACACACACACACACACACACACACAUACAUACACACACUGACACAUACUUACACACACAUACACACACACAUACAUACACACACUGACACAUACUUACACACACAUACACACAUACUUACACACACACACACGCACACACUCACACACACACGCGCACACACAUGCUGAUGGACACGCCUGGGAAGGUACUUCUGCAUUGUCCAAAUGAUGCGGACUGAUUCUGUCAAAGGUUUCCUGUCAGUAAAAGUGUUUGUGACGCAGUUUAAAAAAAAACAAGACCAGGUCAAAACCUAGUAUAUGGCUGGACCUAACUCAAUGGUGUAACUUCAUAACUCAGCCGACCAAUGGUGUAACUUCAUCACACACUCAGUCACUCAGUCACGGACAUUCGCGUUUGUAGGGCUGGCCCUGCUGUUGUGGUCCAGCCAAAAACAAAAAAACGACCUACAAUCACCCCUGUUCUACAUGCUCUAUGAUUACAGCCAGAAAUCUUUCACGCUGAAGACCGGACCAUUCAGACACAGUGUGUGCUCUAAGCCCAGAUCGCCAUUGACUCCAUGUGAAAGAACGCAGUAGACAGUGCUGGUGUAAUACUUAAAUAUUUAUAUGCUGACUUACUAUUAUUUUCUUCUAUAAUAAAUAAUUAUUAUUAUUUAAAAAACGUACUCAUGUGUGACCAUAGCAGUUUGCAACACAGCUGUGCAGUCCUGACAGAUUUCCCUCUGGGUUAUUCAGGGAUUAUAGGGCCAAAAUAAGACUGACACGACGUUCGUUACCCUAAAGGGACCUUGGGGUCAUGUCUCCGCCAAUCACCACUGGCUUUGUUGUAUUUGCUUUUACCAACAUACCUUGUGAUUGGUGGGGCUCCUCUCCUGGCUCUGUCUGGAAGGCGGUAGCCACAGAGUGUUCCGUGGUGACGACACCAACACCCCGUCCCUACCCUGUGAUCCCUGUGGAUAGGCACUCUUUGCAUUUCCCCUUUUACAGUCAGCCGGGGAAGCCUGGUUUGCUGCUGCACUUGUAGUUCCACGUCAUUCACUCUAGAGCGUUGUUUGCAGAAUCACUCCAUUCCGAUGCCUUUACCUAGUCUCCUAGCAACUGGCAAAGUGAAUUGCUCUGACAGUUUAUUGUUUUUUUAUUUUAUUUUAUUUUUUUGCCACCUCACAAGAUAGGUACAACUUCAGUUGACCUGCUAUCAAUGUUUAUUUUUGGUGUUGUCACAACUGUAAUAUAACAUAUGAGAAUGAAAAUUAAAAAAACAAAAGUUUUUCUA